CAAUAUUUCGCAGACAAAAUAAAUGUCGGCUCGUUUCUACGGGAUAUUCUGCUGUAUUUGCACACAGUAUUUUCUAGACAAAAAACCUUUUUUUGAAGUGGUGGUGCUUUAUCUAUUGCUUCAUAAUGCAGAAUCAAGACAAAGUUCUGGAUAAUUCUUUGGAUUACAUCUUAAGCAGAGUCAAUGAUUUGAAGAAAGCCUUAACAGAUCUACUCAUGAAACUAGAACAUCAUCAUGAAACUCUUAAUUGGCCAUCAGUUCUCAAUAGUUUUGCUCUGUUAUCAGGCCAGAUCAACACACUGAACAGGCACCUCAAGAGUGACAAGACUCCUGUGUUGAAAAACCUGAUUAUCCUACCACUCAAGCUCUCGCAAGACAGAGAUGAAGAACUAGAGAAAGUGACCGAGGGACGUGUGGCAUCCUUCAACCAUGACGUGGUCCCUAACUACCUCCGUACCAAGCCAGAACCAGAGAGUGAGGAGAGGGAGCAAGUAUUGGCCAAGGACGCAGCACAAUUAUCACCUGAAGUUGCCAAGAAGCAAAUUGAUAACCUAAACAGACUAAGUACCCAUCUGCUGAGUAUGCUAGCUAGUCAGAGAGAGACAUGGGAUCCUGAUUCAUCCAAACUCAACAUCACAACCUCAUCCCCAAGCGACACCAAUAUGCUUGUAGGAGCUGUCAACAUGGGGCGGGGCUUCAAGAGAGGGAUGGUGCAACAACCCAUGUCUAAUAUGGGAGCUCAAAUGGCACGCCAAGGGGACCAGCAUGCUCCUGUUGGCAAGAUACCCAGUGGCAUCAGAACUAACAUCAAGUCAGGAGGUGGCCACUUCAACAGAUAGCUGUACCAUGCAGACAGUAAUAAUAGUCACAUUCGUAAAGCGUUGAAUACUACGUUUCUAAGAGCUUUACUCCUGGCAGUGAAAGUGUUAUCAUUUAAAGAGAAGGUUGAGUUCUGGGAAGAGGUGAAAAAUAAUUUGUGAGCGUUAUCAUUGUUAUAAUGCAAGUGAUUUUUAUGCUACAUGUUCGUGU
Strongylocentrotus purpuratus (purple sea urchin) is the source of this 1029-nucleotide messenger RNA. It is a transcript of the gene med8, whose product is annotated as mediator of RNA polymerase II transcription subunit 8-B. The coding region runs from base 126 to 839 and encodes 237 amino acids. NCBI's taxonomy places the organism in Eukaryota, Metazoa, Echinodermata, Echinoidea, Camarodonta, Strongylocentrotidae. The record is from RefSeq and is a predicted model, not a curated record. Gene Ontology annotation, cellular component: mediator complex; core mediator complex. Gene Ontology annotation, biological process: regulation of transcription by RNA polymerase II. Gene Ontology annotation, molecular function: RNA polymerase II cis-regulatory region sequence-specific DNA binding; transcription coregulator activity. The transcript is spliced from 8 exons.